Messenger RNA from Purpureocillium takamizusanense, 906 nucleotides. RefSeq lists its product as uncharacterized. The record is from RefSeq and is a predicted model, not a curated record. Bases 102 to 836 code for a protein of 244 amino acids. The transcript has a single exon. NCBI's taxonomy places the organism in Eukaryota, Fungi, Ascomycota, Sordariomycetes, Hypocreales, Ophiocordycipitaceae.
CCGCCUUGGCACCUGGCGUGACGACAAUUAGACUACACUGCGGCCCACGUUGUCACGAAGUAUCACCCAUUAGCCGGUAAUGUUUCCGCCAGACUUCAAGCAUGGUUACGAAUAAAGAGCUGAACGACCGUCGCGAGCCGGGCUGCUGCGUUGUACUCGCCGACAAGAAGUAUUUCCAUGUUGGGGAUUGGUUCAUGAAGCGCACACUUCGACGACACGAGUGGCAAUCUGUAGCCAAUGACGUGACCAUCAUUCCGCCAACUACAUAUCCCCAACGAUGGAAGACCGACGCUGCGAUUCUGCCAUUUCUCCGACAGAAAACAAAUAUUCCGCUUCCACGGGCCGAAUGUACAUUCGAAGACGAUGGAGCCUUCUACUUCCAGAGCGCAUAUGUAGAGGGCGUCAGCAUGAGGGAGCUCAAGGAAGAAGACAAGAACGUUGUGGUGCGGGAGCUAGAGGAGCAUGUGUCAACUCUGCGGCGCCUAAGAUCUGACACCCCUGGUGUACCUGGAGAAUCACUCAUGUGUCCUCCCCAACGGGUCACCAGCAAUCGAUGGAAGAUCAAUAGUUGUUGGCGGCCGCGGAAGGAGAAGGGGGAAUAUGUCUUCUGCCAUAACGACCUUGGACAACACAACGUGAUAGUGGAUCCCGGCACACUCCAGAUAAAAGCGAUCAUUGACUGGGAGUUUGGCGGGUUCUGGCCUGAAUGGUUUGAAAGGCCGUUCUGGAAGCGCCCAGGGCCUAGUGCGGUGCUUGAAGGGGAAGAAGACGACGUGCAGCGAUGCCGGGACUGGUUGAUCACCCACUGUGAUGAGGUGAUAAUGCCCGGUCCCUAAAUACUGCAGAAGCAAAUCUGCAGACCUUUCGCUUUAUAUACUUGCUGCCUCUAUAUUCUUCUGGGCUUGC